Gekko japonicus is the source of this 3009-nucleotide messenger RNA. RefSeq names its product DEAD-box helicase 6 (gene DDX6). NCBI's taxonomy places the organism in Eukaryota, Metazoa, Chordata, Lepidosauria, Squamata, Gekkonidae. The record is from RefSeq and is a predicted model, not a curated record. Gene Ontology annotation, cellular component: cytoplasmic stress granule; P-body. Gene Ontology annotation, molecular function: mRNA binding; ATP binding; RNA helicase activity. Bases 333 to 1784 code for a protein of 483 amino acids. Gene Ontology annotation, biological process: P-body assembly; cytoplasmic stress granule assembly. The transcript is spliced from 14 exons.
GGAAGAGGCGCCGAGCGGAAGAGGGCGGGAGCGAGCGAGCGAGGGCGGCCCGGGCCGGCUGUUGGCGGCGACUGAACUGAGUGAUUUUGGAUAGAACUCCAGUUUGCUAGAAGACCUUUUUGAAGGAGUUGUUCCGCAGUGCAUCAGCGCAAGUGACUGCUUUGCUUCUGAGUGACUUUACCGGUGCUUGCCUGCAUUGCAAUAAGACUCAUAUAUUGAGCAAGACAUUAUUUAUCUCUUCAUCUUGGAGAGCCUAAUAAACUGUUAUUACAGUUUCUGUACUCACUUUUCAAAGUUUUGAAGUCAAGAAAGACAUCUUUAUAAAGCAGAACAUGAGUACGGCCAGAACAGAGAACCCUGUUAUAAUGGGUCUCUCCAGUCAAAAUGGACAGUUGAGGGGCCCAGUAAAACCCAGCAGUGGUCCAGGAGGCGGGGGAACACAGGCUCAGCAGCAGAUAAACCAGCUGAAACAUCCCAACACAAUCAACAAUGGCACUCAGCAGCAAGCCCAGGGUAUGCCCUCCACUCUCAAACCUGGCGAUGACUGGAAGAAGACUUUGAAACUUCCUCCAAAAGAUCUGCGGAUCAAAACUUCGGAUGUGACUUCCACUAAAGGAAAUGAGUUUGAAGAUUACUGUCUGAAACGGGAGCUGCUGAUGGGAAUUUUCGAAAUGGGCUGGGAAAAGCCAUCUCCUAUUCAGGAGGAGAGCAUUCCUAUUGCUCUGUCUGGGAGGGACAUCUUGGCAAGAGCAAAGAACGGAACUGGCAAGAGUGGUGCCUACCUCAUUCCCUUACUUGAACGACUUGACUUAAAGAAGGACAACAUACAAGCAAUGGUGAUCGUUCCCACACGAGAGCUGGCCCUACAGGUCAGUCAGAUCUGCAUCCAGGUCAGCAAACACAUGGGAGGGGCCAAAGUGAUGGCAACCACCGGAGGAACCAACCUGCGUGAUGACAUAAUGAGGCUUGACGAUACAGUACAUGUGGUGAUAGCUACACCAGGGAGGAUUCUGGACCUUAUCAAGAAAGGAGUAGCAAAAGUGGACCAUGUCCAGAUGAUUGUUCUAGAUGAGGCAGACAAGUUGUUGUCCCAGGAUUUUGUUCAAAUAAUGGAGGACAUCAUUCUCACGCUACCUAAGAAUAGGCAGAUCUUGCUAUACUCAGCCACUUUCCCUCUAAGUGUACAGAAGUUUAUGAAUUCCCACUUGCAGAAACCCUAUGAGAUUAACUUGAUGGAGGAGCUGACGCUGAAGGGAGUUACCCAGUACUAUGCCUAUGUUACUGAGCGCCAGAAAGUACAUUGCCUCAACACAUUAUUCUCCAGGCUUCAAAUUAACCAGUCGAUCAUUUUCUGCAACUCCUCCCAACGGGUUGAACUGCUAGCCAAGAAAAUCUCCCAGCUGGGGUAUUCGUGCUUCUACAUUCAUGCAAAGAUGAGGCAGGAGCACCGCAAUCGAGUGUUCCACGAUUUCCGGAAUGGCUUAUGCCGCAAUCUUGUUUGCACUGAUCUGUUUACCCGAGGUAUUGAUAUCCAAGCUGUGAAUGUUGUGAUAAACUUUGAUUUUCCAAAGCUGGCAGAGACAUAUCUCCACCGUAUUGGCAGGUCAGGUCGGUUUGGCCACCUCGGCCUGGCCAUCAACUUGAUCACCUACGAUGAUCGAUUCAACCUGAAAAGUAUUGAAGAGCAGCUGGGGACAGAAAUCAAGCCCAUCCCCAGUAACAUUGACAAGAGCCUGUAUGUGGCAGAAUACCAUAGUGAACCCGUAGAAGAGGAGAAACCUUAACUGCUGCGCUUUGCUCAAGCACAGAAGCUAAAGCCCGUUGAUCCGGAUAUGUGACACGUUGUUUCUUUGGGGAUGCCCUUCUCUUUAUGGGUUUUUCAUCUUUUCAUUUUGGAUCUAUGAAGAUUAAAGAGCUUUUUUUUUCUUGUUCCCUUUUAAAAAAAAAUUCUGGCUGUGAGGAAGAAAGCAGAAGAUAGGAAGGAAAUACCAUUUUUGUUUUCCCACUUGUUUGCACUGUGUGCUGACUGAAAUUAGUUGCACUAACUGCUGGUUUUAAUUUCUUUCUUUGUGGAGAAGAAGAACUCUGAAAAGAGAAGACUCCUAAACACAAGCGUGACUGCCGUUUCCAGUUCCCCUCCAGCCACCCAGCUGAGUGCAUUUCAACUUCUCCCCCUGGCUCCUCAUCCGUCUUUAAGCUAAAGAGCUUGUUCCUUAUUUGUGCAAAGUGCCUUAUGCUAUAUGAGACCCUUCAGAAUAUCACCUUUCAGACACAGCCCAAGGAGUCAUUUUGGUCCAGAUCAAAGUCUCUCCCACCUCCAUCCCCUCCCCUCGACUGUCUCUCCCUUCCCCUCCAAACAAGCCGGGCUGGGAUGUAACACUUGUCAGUAAUACUUUUUGUUUAACCUUUUUUUUAAAGAAAAAAAUCAAAUGGAGGAGUUGAGAUGCAGUUGCAGUUCACCCACCUUGUAAAUAUGUGUAUUUAAACAAAAAGAGCAACCUGGGACGUCUGGGUUGUGUCAGUGCAACGUCAGCACUCCAGGAGGAAAGACCACUUGCUACCCACCCGCAGCAGGAACCUGUGACAAGCUCUUGUGCUCUGGCAGAACACUACAGGCUGGUUUCCAUGAGUCGCCGCUGGGGGUUGCAGCACUUGCUAGGGAGACUUGGUCCAGAGCCACGGCCGUCUUUCCUCUCUGAAGUGUGUUCCACAGAAAAUCGGAUGUGUAUACUUGUAUAGACUCUGUAAAUAUGUGUUCUUUUCUGUUAUGGGUUCAUGUAUAACUUUUUUCUUUGAAGUUUGCUGGGGCUGAAGGGAUUACAGGUAGAUCUUGACCGCAGCUACAGGUGAGAGGGGCUCAGUUUUCUGCAACACUGUAUGCAAUGCCAAGUGCUGCCGUUUUGGCCUCUUGGGAGGUCACACUUUCUCUAGCACUUGCAACUCUUGGAAGAGAUCCAGGCAUGGGGUAGAAGUUGUGAGCCAGCCCUUUCUGUUCCCUCUUCUCCCCCC